This is a messenger RNA of Paramecium octaurelia, 1644 nucleotides long. Lineage: Eukaryota; Ciliophora; Oligohymenophorea; Peniculida; Parameciidae. The record is from the annotation of a GenBank genome assembly.
AUGAUUUAACCUUAAGGUGGUUUUAAAUGUAAUUCACAUUUAUAAACUGUAAAAUUUGUUCUGAUUACAAGAAAUGCAAAAUUUAUGCUUUAAUGCGAAUAAUGUUUUUAGGAAAUGGAAGGUGAAAAAAAAGCAUAAAACAUAGCAGAAAUAAUAGAUAAAACUAAAAAAAGGAAGUAAGCAGAAUUCGAAGAGUAUUAAAAAAAAUUAUAACCUGAAUUGCAAACACUUGAUCAAUAUCAAGAAUAUGUUUCUAAAUUAGAGGAUUCUAUUAAAGAAAUAAUUAAAAAAUUAAAUAAGGAUCUUAUUAGUUGGAAGGAGAAUUUAUAAUAAAAGUUAGAUGACAAGUCUAAAUUUGACUUUAUUAAAGAACUAGAGAAUGAGUAGCAACAUCAUAUUGAAAUGAUAGAUGAUUUCUUACAAUCAAAAAGAUCUGACUAUACAGAUAAAUUAGAAUAAAGUUUAUUAGAUUUAGAAUGUAUAUUAACAAAAAGUCCAUAAUUAAAUAAAUUACGUUCAUCCCUUAAUCCAUAGAAUAAUAUAUAACGAUCACCUAAGAAAUAGUUUAUGGGGAAUAACAUGAAAAUUGAAAUUAAAAAAUAAUCUGGAAUCUAAAUUGUAUUUAAAGGAGAAGACUCUGAAAUCUUAGAUGUAUUUUAGGGAUUGUAAUAAAAGUAAGAAAGAAAAAUAACUUAUAAAAAAUAAAAUAAAACAGUUAGUUAACCCAUUUACUGUGAAGUUAUUUCAUUUAACAAAGAUGACUCCAUAAUUGCUACUGCUUGUGAUAGAGAAAUUAAAUUAUGGAAAUUUUAGGAUGGAAAUAUUAGUGAUCUUCUUUAUAAUCUAAAUGAGCAUACUUAAACAGUUAAAACUCUAUUAUUCAGUAAAAAGAAAAAUUGGUUAUUCUCUGCAGGAAAGGAUCUUUCUAUCAUUUUAUGGAAGCCAAAAAAAAUGUUAUUCAACAUUAAUAUAACUAAAAAAUAAGUUAACCCUUAAUCUCAUAGAGACCAGAUUAUAUUUCUUGAGUUGAACGAAAAGGAAGAUUAAUUAUUUUCUUGCAGCAGUGAUUGCAAAAUUUUAGUUUGGGCAGUAAACUACCAAAGGAAUUUUAUUUAACUUCUACAAUAUUUAGAAAAACAUGCUGCCCCAGUAACCUAGGUUAGAUUAAAUUAAAGCAAUACUUUAAUGGUGUCUAUUUCUUUGGAUUAAAAAAUAAUUAUUUGGGAGAAAAAUGAUUAAUAAGAAUGGAGCUUCAAAUAAUAAAUAGUAGAUUAAGGUGGAUGCACCGUUAAUUUUUUAAAUGAUUAAACUAUAGUUUCGAAAACGUAUAAAGGAUAAAUUCAUAUCUUUAGCGAGAUGGAAAAGUAGUUUUACAGGAUUUCAAUUAAAUAACUAAGUGAGCUUAAUGAAUAAGAUGGAGAAUAUUAACCAUCAAUAUUUUAUUCAUAGUAACAAGUUCUAAUUUAAAAACAUUAUAAAACUCUUUAUUUCUUAACCAUUGACAACUUAAAUGAUAUUACAAUUUCAGAUUAAAAGAUUGAAUUAGAAGAUGAAAAAAUUAUUGCAAGCUUAUCAAAUAGUGGUAAACAUUUAGUUGUAUGGUGCAAAGAAUAUUUUAGAGUUUAUGAACUUUUUUAUAAUUGA